This is a messenger RNA of Microsporum canis CBS 113480, 729 nucleotides long. RefSeq lists its product as hypothetical. Bases 1 to 729 code for a protein of 242 amino acids. Lineage: Eukaryota; Fungi; Ascomycota; Eurotiomycetes; Onygenales; Arthrodermataceae. The transcript is spliced from 6 exons. The record is from RefSeq and is a predicted model, not a curated record.
AUGGAACAAGCCGGCGUUGUGCCUUCUCAAGCCAAUUUCACCUUGCCAUGGGCAGGGUAUGACCCUGGCUUGCUCAACGCAACUGCCCAUCAACGCUUCCUGCAUAUCCUCGAGGAUAGCAUCAAGGACUUGGUCGAGAAGCGCAAGCAGAAAGAGUACCAGCUCGCCGUAGACAACUUCCGCCUCCGUGCUAACGAGAUUGCUAGACGGGAGGAGCAGAUCCUGCAGAGGAUCAACCGCCCUUCGUUCAAGCCUGACUUGAAGCCUUGGGAGCAGUUCCUUUUAAAGGGGAGCCCUGGCAGUGGUGUUGUCCUUCCUCCCUGCCCGCCUAACGGAUAUGUGCAGCUUAUGCCGAUUGGGGGUGUGGCUCUCCAUUUGAGGUGGCUAAGACGUACAUACAUGGUUGCAAAGAAUUACAGAGAAGCAAACCCGGCUUCUAUCUCGAGAAAACGUGACCCUCGGCGAAAUGUCAAUGCUUAUUCUAAUUACGAAAAGAACUCGGUUUUUAAUGAAGCCCUUUAUCCUACAAGUCAAGUUACGCAUCAAAACACUUGGCGCCGCAUGCCCAUCCCAAAGCAUAAUCGUGUUAUUGAUCGCCUGGAGAACUUCAAUGUUGUAAUCGAACGUCUUGAGAAUGAAGACCUCACUGAUUACAAUGGCGAACAGGAGGGUGUGAGGGCUAUACUCUACCGUACAAUUGUGGAAGAUAUCCCGUGCACUACUGAGUAA